Apis mellifera (honey bee) is the source of this 1511-nucleotide messenger RNA. It is a transcript of the gene dare, whose product is annotated as NADPH:adrenodoxin oxidoreductase, mitochondrial. The record is from RefSeq and is a predicted model, not a curated record. Gene Ontology annotation, cellular component: mitochondrion. Lineage: Eukaryota; Metazoa; Arthropoda; Insecta; Hymenoptera; Apidae. Gene Ontology annotation, biological process: ubiquinone biosynthetic process. The coding region runs from base 81 to 1463 and encodes 460 amino acids. The transcript is spliced from 5 exons.
UUUUUUUGUCAAUUUUUUUUAACUAAACAAAGUAUUAUAUUUAUUAUCAUAUUAUAAAAAGAUUAAUACAAAUCUCUACUAUGAAAUUUAAUAAAAUGUACAAAUAUGUUCGUUUAUUUUCAACUGAACAAAUUGUACCAAGAGUGUGUAUUGUUGGUGCAGGACCAGCAGGAUUUUAUAGCGCACAACAAUUAUUAAAAACAAUUAAUAAUGUAAGAGUGGAUUUAUUAGAAAAAUUACCAGUACCGUAUGGUUUAGUACGUUUUGGUGUAGCUCCAGAUCAUCCAGAAGUGAAAAACGUUAUUCAUACAUUUGAAAAAAUUGCAUCUAAUCCACGUUUUCGGUUUAUAGGGAAUGUUAAUAUAGGAAAAGAUAUUACCGUAAAGGAAUUGCAAGAAAUUUAUCAUGUAGUUUUAUUAGCAUAUGGUGCAGAAGAAGAUAAAACAUUAAAUAUACCUGGAGAAAAUUUAAAUAAUAUGAUAUCAGGAAGACAAUUUGUCGGUUGGUAUAAUGGAUUACCUGCAGAUAGUAAUUUGAAUAUUAAUUUAGAUGUAGAAGAAGCUGUUAUAUUAGGACAAGGUAAUGUUGCUAUAGAUAUUGCAAGAAUUUUAUUAACACCAGUUGAUAAGUUAAAGAAUACUGAUAUAACAUCACAUUCUUUAGAAAAAUUGUCAAAGAGUAAAGUACGUAAAGUAUCAUUAAUAGGAAGAAGGGGGCCACUACAAGCAGCAUUUACAAUUGCUGAAUUACGAGAAAUAUUAAAAUUAAAUAAUUGUGAAACUUAUUGGCGUAAAGAUGAUUUUAUAAAUGUAAAAGAAGUAGUUAAUACUUUAACAAGACCACGAAAAAGAUUAACUGAACUUAUGCUAAAAUAUUUAGAAAAAAUACCUUCAAUACAAGAUACAAGAACAAAAGAAUUAUAUCUAUUAUUUUUAAGAAGUCCUGUGAAAUUUUUAGGUUCUAACAACAUAAGUGGUGUUAAAUUAUCAAUAAAUAAACUUGAAGGUAAUGAUAUAUCUACACAAGUUGCUAUACCUACUGGAUUAUUUGAAGAAAUUGAAUGUGGUCUAGCAUUUCGCAGUAUUGGUUAUAAAUCUGUUCCAAUAGAUAUAUCAAUACCAUUUGAUAAAAAGAUUGGUCGCAUUAAAAAUACAGCUGGAAAAGUCCAAGAAAAUCUUUAUGCUGCAGGUUGGGUUGCAACAGGUCCAGUAGGAGUUAUAUUAUCAACAAUGACAAAUGCAUUUCAAGUUGGUACAUUAAUAAAUAAAGAAUUAUCAAUUACAGAAAAUAAGCCAGGUUUUGCAGGUUUGUCGAAAAUACUUGAUCAUAAAGGAAUACCUACAGUAUCAUAUAAUGAUUGGAAAAAAAUUGAUAAAAUUGAACGUGAAAAAGGAAAAAUAUUAGGAAAACCAAGAGAAAAAAUAAUUGAUAUUAAUGAAAUGUUAAAAAUUGCUUUAAAAUGAUAUAAGUAUAAAAAAAAAAUAAUAAAUAAAUAAUAAACUUUUUUCAUU